Molecule: messenger RNA, 1218 nt
Organism: Colletotrichum spaethianum
Lineage: Eukaryota; Fungi; Ascomycota; Sordariomycetes; Glomerellales; Glomerellaceae
Product: MFS transporter prlL
Exons: 2
Coding region: 1-1218 (405 amino acids)
Biological process (GO): transmembrane transport
Cellular component (GO): membrane
Molecular function (GO): transmembrane transporter activity
Source: RefSeq, a predicted model, not a curated record
AUGUUGCUCUCCAUCUUCUUCAUCGGCUACCUCAUCUGUGAGGUCCCCUCAAACAUGUUGCUCACCCGUUCCCGGCCGUCCUACUACCUGCCGGGCAUUAUGGUUGUCUGGGGCACAGUCUGUGCCGUGAUGUCGGUUGUCAAGAAUUACGAAGGGAUGCUCGCCCUUCGGUUCUUUCUUGGAUGCAUCGAAGCUGGCUUCUUCCCAGGUGUCCUCUAUGUCAUGACAUGUUGGUACAAGAAGGCAGAAAUUGGUAAGCGGUUCUCGAUUUUUUACACCGCUUCAGUCUGCUCGGGCGCGGUGAGCGGCCUCCUGGCGGGUGCAAUCACCGGCAGUAUGGAAGGGGUCCGAGGCAUUCGCGGUUGGCGGUGGCUCUAUCUGAUCGAAGGGGUUUGCACGGUGGGAUUCGCCGUCAUCUUCAAGUUCGUCUUGCUCGACUUUCCGGAGACGACAAAACGCUUCUCAUUGGAGGAACGACAACUCGCCGUGGUCCGAAUGAUACAUGAUAGGCAGACGACGGCAGCCAGGCACAGCCAGCGCCUUACGCACUGGCAAUCCCUCAAGGCGGCUCUGGCCGAUCCACGGACGUACGUCUUUGUGGUGCUGUUCACGAUGGACCUGGGAUCCUGCACGAUCUCCUAUUUCAUCCCCACAAUCGUCAAGCAAAUGGGAUACACGUCGGUAAUGGCCCAGUACAUGACUAUCCCCAUCUGGAUGGUUGGCGCAGUUUUUUUGGUUGUGCUGUCUUAUACAGCAGACCGGACCAGAGACCGGCGAUGGCACAUCACGGGAUGUAUGUGUCUCAGCUUCGUCUGCACGAUCGUGUGCGUGACCGUGUCGGACCCCAAGGUCGUGUACGCCAUGCUGUGCUUCUACAUCGCCGGCCUCUACACGGCACUGCCGCUAAUGCUGAACUGGACCUCAGAGGUCAUUUCCCUCCCUGCGGAGAAGCGCGCAGUGGUCGUUGCCCUGGUCAACUCGGUCGGAAAUCUCUCGGCGGUCUACGGAAGUAGACUCUGGCCCUCGUCGGACGGGCCCCGGUUCACCAAGGGCUUUGCGACAACGGGCGCCUUCACCGGCUUCGGGACGCUGCUGGCCGCGCUAAUUCCCAUCAUAUUCUCGCAGCUGCCGAAGGAAGGCAACACCAAGGCUGAGCGAGAAAUUCUGGCACGCGAACAAGAGUUUGUCGAGAUUAGCCGAGUCCUUGGCGAAGUAUAA